AUGGCGCCUAAAGACGUGUACACCACACUCCACGACACAUUGGGCAAGGACAAAGUCGCAGCACCGCAGCCGGGCGAGCUGAAAUACUUCACCGCCCAAUCGGCAGCCCUGGUCCCCGCUGUCCAAGUAUUCCCGGAAGACGCGAAAGAUAUCGUCACCAUCCUCCAGACCGUGCGGGACCAGCAGAUCCCGUUCGCCGUGAAAGCGGGCGGACAUGGCGUCUACGCUGGCGCAUCGAGCAUCCAGGAUGGCAUCUUAAUUGAUCUGAGCAAGAUCGACGGGGUGAAAGUGGCCCCUGAUCGCAAGUCCGUGUUCGUCGGCGCAGGGGCAAAGUGGGGGGACGUCUACGGCAGACUUGACACGCAGGGAGUCAGUGUGCCUGGGGGCCGUAUAUCGACUGUCGGCGUUGGUGGCUUGACCCUUGGAGGAGGCAUCUCCUUCGCAGCCAGCCGGUUUGGGCUUGCGUGUGACAAUGUCAAGAGCUACGAGCGGGUCGUCCUCGCCGACGGCAACAUCGUCACCGCCACACGCGAAUCCCAUCCCGACCUCUUCUGGGCUCUCCGCGGCGCAGGCACGAAUUUCGGGGUCGUGACGACAUUCGAGUUCGCCGCGUUCGAGCAGGGCCGGAUCUGGGGCGGGGUGAAACAGUAUCUCGAAGACUCGGAGGCGGAGACGAUCGCCCUGCUGGACCAGUUCUGUAAAAACCAAGAUCCCUCUUCGUCGUCCGCUGAUAUCUACGCCGAAGCCUUCAUCAUCACGGCCUACGUCGCGCCGAUGGGCAAAUUCGUCACCACGGCGGUUCUGUCACAUGGUCAACCGCGGGAAGAUCCGCCCGUGUUUGACGGGUUCAAGGCCUUGCCGUCGAUUGCGUCGUCGACCAGGGUCCGCAGCAUCGCGGACUUGUCUGUCGAGUUGAACGCGAAUAAUCCCCAUGGGCUGAGCGACGUGGGCGUCCUCAACCAAGUCAUGGCGAUUUACAAGGACAUUAUCAACCCACACAGAGAUACUGUGAAGGACUUUGUGCCCGCGAUCUUACUACAGCCUCUCCUUCCGCGAAUGCUUCCGUCGGACGAGACCGAGAAUCCGUUGGGCAUCAGCAGGAAAGAUGGACCUCUGUUCGACCCCUCGGACGACGAUCUCGUCGAAUCCCUCGCACGGACAUUCACCCAGCGCGUGACGGCGACAGCGACAGCACAGAACAAGUUCCACCGGUACGUCUACCUCAACUACGCGGCGGGCGAUCAGGACGUGUUUGCCAGCUACGGCGAGGAGAACCUGACGAGACUGGUGCGGGUCAGCGAGAAAUAUGAUCCGCAGGGUGUCUUUACGACGUUGAGGUCCGGCUACAUCAACUUGGCGAGGAGUGGGCACCGGAAAUGA
Molecule: messenger RNA, 1380 nt
Organism: Fonsecaea monophora
Lineage: Eukaryota; Fungi; Ascomycota; Eurotiomycetes; Chaetothyriales; Herpotrichiellaceae
Exons: 6
Coding region: 1-1380 (459 amino acids)
Molecular function (GO): FAD binding; oxidoreductase activity
Source: RefSeq, a predicted model, not a curated record